GUCCGCAAGGUGACCUUUGCGAGACGAACACACUCAGUGCGACCGGUGUCAAGCUCCCAAUUGCUCUAGCGUUUAGACAAUUAUAAUGGCAACUCCCCAAUCAGACAUCGAAAGGCGAAAACAAAUAAGUGUGAGAGGUAUAGCGGAAAUUGACGAUGUCAACGAAGUUAAAAAAACGUUUAACCGCCAUGUCCAUUACACGCUGGUGAAGGAUAGAAAUGUUGCCACCACAAGAGACUAUUAUUUCGCCCUUGCCCAUACGGUUAGGGACCAUUUGGUCUCGAGGUGGAUUAGGACCCAGCAGUACUAUUACGAGAUGGAUCCUAAGAGAAUAUAUUAUUUAUCGUUGGAAUUUUACAUGGGAAGAAGCCUUUCAAAUACAAUGAUAAAUUUGGGAAUACAAUCGUCUUGCGACGAAGCAUUAUACCAACUUGGUUUAGAUAUUGAAGAGUUGGAAGAAAUGGAGGAAGAUGCCGGUCUGGGCAAUGGCGGCUUGGGUCGACUGGCAGCUUGCUUUUUAGAUUCAAUGGCUACUCUAGGAAUGGCGGCUUAUGGCUACGGUAUCCGAUACGAAUACGGUAUUUUCGCCCAAAAAAUUGUAAACGGAGAGCAACAGGAAGAACCUGACGAUUGGUUGAGGUUUGGCAAUCCUUGGGAGAAGGCUAGGCCAGAGUACAUGCUUCCAGUUAAUUUCUAUGGUAAUGUUAUAGACACCCCGGAAGGUAAAAAGUGGGUAAACACGCAGGUGAUCUUCGCGCUUCCUUACGAUAACCCUAUACCGGGUUACAAGAACAACGUGGUAAACACCUUGAGACUUUGGUCUGCCAAAUCUCCAGUCGACUUUAAUUUGAAGUUUUUCAAUGACGGCGACUAUAUUCAAGCUGUGAUCGAUCGCAAUCUCGCCGAAAAUAUUUCGAGGGUGUUGUACCCCAACGAUAAUUUCUUCGAAGGCAAAGAGCUUCGUUUGAAGCAAGAGUACUUUAUGGUUGCCGCUACUCUUCAGGAUAUUAUCCGAAGGUUUAAGGCUGCCAAAUUCGGUGUAACGCACAACACCAGGAACGAUUUUGAUCUUUUGCCGGAAAAAGUCGCUAUUCAGCUAAAUGACACGCAUCCAUCUUUGGCCAUUCCCGAACUAAUGAGACUGUUGAUAGAUGUGGAAGGUCUCCCCUGGGAGAAAGCGUGGGACAUCACUGUGAGAACAUGCGCUUACACCAACCACACCGUUUUGCCCGAGGCUUUGGAAAGAUGGCCCGUGACUAUGUUGGAGAGCAUCUUACCGAGACAUCUGCAAAUUAUCUACCAAAUCAACUUCCUUCACUUGCAAGAAGUGGAGAGACGGUGGCCCGGCGACUGGGAUAAAAUGCGGAAGAUGUCGUUGAUUGAAGAAGACGGCGAAAAGCGGGUCAACAUGGCGAAUUUGUCGAUAGUGGGAUCGCAUGCUGUUAACGGGGUUGCCAGGAUCCACUCGGAAAUUAUAAAGGAAGAUUUGUUCAAAGAGUUUUACGAGUUGAGUCCGGAAAAAUUCCAAAACAAAACAAACGGCAUAACCCCGAGACGGUGGCUGUUGCUUUGUAACCCAGGCCUUAGCGAUCUUAUCAGCGACAAGAUAGGCGAGGAUUGGAUCGUGCACUUGGAACAGCUUCAGAAACUGAAGCCGUUUGCGAAAGACCCGAAUUUCCAGAGGGGCGUGAUGAAAGUGAAACAGGAAAACAAAUUGAAGCUGGCGCAGCUGCUAGAAAAGGAGUACGGUGUCAAGGUGAACCCGGCGUCGAUGUUUGACAUCCACGUGAAACGAAUCCACGAGUACAAGCGCCAAUUACUGAACUGCUUGCACAUCAUUACCCUAUAUAACCGGAUCAAAAAGAAUCCGUCUGCAAAAUUCGUUCCGAGGACCGUUAUGAUCGGCGGUAAAGCUGCUCCGGGCUACUACACCGCGAAGAAGAUAAUCAAGCUGAUUAACUAUGUGGCUAACGUUGUCAACAACGAUCCGAUAGUUGGAGACAAACUCAAAGUUAUCUACCUGGAAAACUAUAGGGUUACCUUGGCGGAAAAGAUUAUGCCUGCGGCAGAUCUGAGCGAACAAAUUUCCACUGCCGGCACAGAGGCGUCCGGUACGGGAAAUAUGAAGUUCCAGUUGAACGGAGCUCUAACUAUCGGGACAUUGGACGGUGCAAACGUUGAGAUGGCCGAGGAGAUGGGUUCAGAAAAUAUUUUCAUUUUCGGCAUGACCGUCGAACAAGUGGAGGAGUUGAAAAGGAAGGGAUAUAACGCUUACGAUUAUUAUAACAGCAUCCCGGAGCUGAAACAGGUAGUCGAUCAGAUCCAGAACGGGUUCUUCAGCCCGGGGAACCCUGACGAAUUCAAAGAUCUGGCUGACAUUUUGCUGAAGUAUGACCGGUUCUUCUUGCUGGCUGACUACGAGUCGUACAUUAAGAAGCAAGAAGAAGUGAGCGCCACCUAUCAGAAUCAGUCGAAGUGGUUGGAAAUGGCCAUACUGAACAUCGCUACCUCUGGUAAGUUUUCCAGCGACCGCACCAUCGUCGAGUACGGUAAAGACAUUUGGGGCGUGAAACCGAACUACCAUAAGUUACCCGAUCCUUCGGUUCCCAGGGAACUGGCACUGAAAGAUAAUUAGGGCAAUUGUCGAUUUUUCGAAACUUUUUCACGAAAGUGUAAACUUUAAUUUAAUAAUAUCCUUUAAAAGGAAAGUUGCCGUGAAUUUUGUCACAUCGAUUUUCUUGUAGAAACAAUAACAAGUGUUAUGUAGCCAUAUAUUUUAUUCUCGUUGUUGUCAGAGAAAUAAAACGUAUCGAUUUUGCCUUUUGUAAUUCGUAUUUCUGAAUAAUAUACUCCACAUUUAAUGUACGAAAAAAAGAAAUAAACGUUAAUUCUU
Messenger RNA from Cylas formicarius (sweet potato weevil), 2893 nucleotides. Its product is annotated as glycogen phosphorylase. Gene Ontology annotation, cellular component: cytoplasm. Gene Ontology annotation, biological process: glycogen catabolic process. NCBI's taxonomy places the organism in Eukaryota, Metazoa, Arthropoda, Insecta, Coleoptera, Brentidae. Bases 86 to 2635 code for a protein of 849 amino acids. The record is from RefSeq and is a predicted model, not a curated record. Gene Ontology annotation, molecular function: glycogen phosphorylase activity; pyridoxal phosphate binding. The transcript is spliced from 6 exons.